CGCGAGGAGUCUCACAGAAGUUCUGUGUAAGGAAAAAAGUUAAUUGUCGGUGUGCAAAUUAGUAUCCAAAUCUGUGGCUAUUACAUAACGUUGUGGCAGAGUUCGAAUAAGCAUAGAACACAACAGAAAAAGGGAUAAUACACUACUAGACAUGGAGACGGUUGUUAAACAGGAAGUGAAUGGCUCUCCGAUGCCUCAGCGCCCACAACAGCAGCAGCAGCAGCAGCAACAGCAGCAGCAACAGCAGCAGGCACAGCAGCAACAGCAGCAACAUGGCGGCGGUCCUGGUCCUAUGCCUGGCAAUAAUCAAGGUGUUUCUGAACAGCAUGGUCCCGGAGCUGCCAUUGGCGGUAACAAAAACAUGAACAGAAAUAACCGCAACAACAGCAAAAAUCGAGUCAACAUGCCGAAUCGCAAUCGUGGCCCAGGGGGCAACAUUGGCGGUGGUGGCGGUAUAGGCAAUGUUGGUCCAGGAAACAAUCGUCCUGGCAAUAACGCCGGAAACCCACAGCAACAAGGCGGAGACGAUUGUGGUCCCAAUCAGCAUCCGAACCGCGGUAUGAAUCGUGGCAAUCGUGGUGGCAAUGACAUGGAUAAUAACUUUGGUGAUCGUCGUCGCGGUGGAGAGGGUUAUUUCAUCAACGAAAAGCUUCGUAUGCUUGCCGGUCCGCUGCUUGAAAUUCCGCCAAUCGAGGCACAGGAGGCAAAGUUCUCCGGUCGCAAUCGUCUGUAUGUGGGCAAUUUAACAAACGAUGCAACUGAAGAAGAACUGGUGGAAAUGUUCAAGUCGUACGGCGAAAUCAAUGAGGUUUUCAUGAAUAAGGAGAAGAACUACGCUUUUGUGCGCGUAGACUAUUUGUCGAAUGCGGAGAACGCCAAGCGGGGACUGGAUGGUACCAUGCGUAAAAAUCGUGUGCUGCGCGUGCGAUUCGCUCCAAAUGCGACCGCGAUUCGUGUGAAGAAUCUUACACCGUAUGUGACGAAUGAGUUGCUAUACAAAGCGUUCGAAGUAUUUGGACCGCUGGAGCGAGCGGUCGUGCAGGUGGAUGAACGAGGCAAACCGACCGGAGAGGGUAUUGUUGAAUUUAAAAACAAACCAGGCGCCAUGGCGUCCAUCCGUUACUGUACGGAGAAAUGCUAUUUCCUGACUGCCUCCCUGCGUCCGGUGAUCGUGGAACCAUACACGUAUCAAGAUGAUAAUGACGGCCUGCCGGAAAAGUCUUUGAACAAGAAGCAGAACGAAUUUUUGAAGGCCCGCCAACAAGGCCCGCGGUUUGCCGAGCACGGUUCGUUUGAGUUUGAGUAUGGUCAGCGAUGGAAGCACAUGCACGAGCUGUUUAAACAGAAAGCCGAAUCUCUCAAACGCGAAAUGAUCAUGGAAGAGGAGAAACUAGAAGCCCAGAUGGAGUUCGCUAAAUAUGAACAGGAAACUGAGCAGCUUCGAGAACAGCUACGGCUGCGUGAGAUGGACCGUGAUCGCCAGAAAGCCGAAUGGGAGAUGAAAGAGCGUCAGGCACAAGAGGCCAGGCAACGCAACGACAUUCAAAUGAAAACCGAAAUUGAGGAAAUGACAAACAGAAUUAAACGUUCGGACGAGGAAUUGCAUCGUAGACAAAAGGAAAACAACAUGUUUAUGCAGAACCAGCAGAUGAAUCUCAUCGAGCAACAGCAAAUGAACGACAUGGGCGGAAUGGGUGGUGCCAGCGGAGGAAAUGAUAAUCGUCGUAGCUUCGACAUGAUGAAUCAGCCUGGAAAUGGUAACUUCGGAAAUAUGGAACCAACAGUCAGAGAUUACGAUCACGGUCAAAACCGUCCGUCUCGGUUUGACGAUGGACCACAACCGCAGCAGCAACAGCAACAAAUGCAUCAGCAACAGCAGCAACAACAGCAGCAGCAGCAGCGUGGAAAUAAUUUUGGAGGCAAUCGUAACAAUUGGAUGAAUAAUACGCCCGACCGUCGUAAUAACAAUGACGAUUUCCAAAAUAAGCGAAGACGUUUCUAAGAAGGAAUCAAUGAAGACAAAAACCUUUGAAUGCGGUUUUGAAAGCCCAGCUCCGUUUUCCCAGGUUGUAGGAACACUUCGCCACUGUCUCUUAGGCUGGUUGCUUCAUGAGGUGGAGAUUGGUUUAGGGGCGUGUCUCGAUUGUUUCCAGCAUACCUGGUAUAGUCUUCGACAGAUGUGUUGCAUUCGUUGAAGAAAUUAGCUAAUUAACGCAUGAAAAUGAUACUUUUUUAUCAUAGACGUCACCACCGUUAUCAUAUUGACGCAGUACUUUCCGAAGAAAAGAAGUAAAUGCUCUUUAUAAUUUUAUUUUACGUCCAAGGCACGUAUUCUAGAAAUGAUUAUGGCAUUUUCUUUUGAGUACUUCGAUGUACUGUUUCAUUGCUAUUUAUACCUUUCUGAACACAACUGCGGUCAUUUAUUUCUUCAACCUGUUCUUAACCUUGCAACAUUUGUUUACAUGAAUGUUAGAUGCUUUGCCCUCUUUUGAAUCGAUGUGGGAAAGUACAUAAACUCUAUCAUGUACACUGUUACAUCCUCCUCAAAAGAUGGUUGGAAAACAGGUAUGUGAAAAGCGAGUAAGACACAUAGGGGAGUGUCUGUGAAACAAAUUAGUGACGUAAGAUAAUUCUGCUGUAGGAUUAUGUCUCGCUGGAAAAUUGUCAUUUGUAUGACCAUUUUAAAAUAAUAUCUCAUUAAUAUGAACUAUGCAACAAGAAAAUUAUACACUUGGCAACAACAAGCGAAUAUUUUUACAAGAGAAUCAACAAAUUUAAGUUGCAAAUGGCAAAUGGACAGUCGUUUGGAGGCGCAAAGUCCUUCCAUAUUUAUACAUAUUCAUUCAAUUUGUUCAAACUACCGUAAUAUAAAAACAUGUUAACUACAAACAUCAUGGCAGCGAUUCAUAAAACAUGAAAGUAGUACCAUACAGAAUGGUGUUUUUUGUGUUGGCACGAAUCGCAUACUGUUAAGGAACCUAAUCAACUCCCAUGAAAAUAGGAGAAUUACUACUUGCAAAAAUUUUAAUUAUGCAAAACAUAGCUAUAUACAGAACGUAUGACUAUUGUUUUCCUUAUUUUUUGCAUUAAAUUGUUUAUGAACGAUUAUCUUCAGCGUAUGCACGGUUUUACCGUCAUUGACAAUUACGGGAGAAUAUUAGGCGUAUUUUAAAGGAAAGGAGCAAUUUAAUUUUAAUUGACUACAAAGCUGUAACAAAUGAUCAUUUGGUCUUUCGUAGUUUAUUUCGAUAGUGUGCGGAUUAAAAUAAUCAAUAGUUCUAAAACAAAUUACAU
Messenger RNA from Anopheles nili, 3294 nucleotides. RefSeq names its product hrp65 protein-like. Gene Ontology annotation, biological process: regulation of DNA-templated transcription. The coding region runs from base 152 to 2002 and encodes 616 amino acids. The record is from RefSeq and is a predicted model, not a curated record. NCBI's taxonomy places the organism in Eukaryota, Metazoa, Arthropoda, Insecta, Diptera, Culicidae. The transcript has 5 exons. Gene Ontology annotation, molecular function: RNA binding. Gene Ontology annotation, cellular component: nucleus.